UGUCUCACUAAUAUAUCGCUCUCAUUACUGUAGUACAGGCAGAGAGAAUCAGAUCUCUGUUCUUGUGUGUAGCGCCACUCCCCAGUCAGAUCCUCCUACAGCUGAGCGUGGCAUCCAAACACCUCGCCAGUCUGACAUGACUCAGUAAUUGGAUUACCACCACUGACCUUUCAAUGCUGAAAAUAAAGACACUGUAUGCUGAGCAUCAUCGUCGGCUGUAAGGAUCAUCGACCUGACAGUAAAGAAUGACAGCUGCUGUUUGGAUUUUCUUCAUAUGCUGUCUACUUCAAGGUAGCUUAUGCCAGCAGUGGGAUGCCUUCAUGCCCCAGGCGGUGGAUGGACUCAGUGGAUCCUGUGUGACCAUCCACUGCACGUUCAGCCUGCCGUCAGAUUGGGAGCAGUACCUGGAUGAUUCAUGUAGAGCCAUCUGGAAGAGAGGAAGCUGGAGUCGGACGCAGGUGUUUGAUUCGGGCCUUACCGGAGUGAACACAGGGUUAAACAUCCUGCAGGGAAACCUGACAGGGAUCCUGCACGAGAAGGACUGCACCACCGUCUUCAACAACCUGCCCUCCAACCAUUAUGACAACUACUACUUCAGGCUGCAGUGUGACAACGAUCUGAAGUUCAACUUUCAAACAAGUGUCCUUAUCACUGCUCAAGAUUCAAUGCCCAGACCUGCCAUUACUCCAUCCAGGCCAGAGGUAGAAGAAGGGGGUCAAGUGAGACUCAACUGCUCGGCUUUAGCGCCUUGUCCUGCCCUUCUUCCGAUAUUGAAAUGGUCCCCAAGUAUAGGUGACAUUCAGGAGCAUAUGGAAGGUAAUAUUCUGACGUCUGUCAUUAACUUCACCGCUUCUUACCACCAAAACGGACAGAAGAUCUCCUGCAACGUGCUCUACAACCGACAAGCGGGCAACAGUGACCUUCACUAUGAACAAAGUUUCACCCUCCAAAUUCUUUAUGCUCCAGAUAACACAUCAGUCCUUUACUCUGAUGAUCCUGUAAAAGAGGGCAGCUUGGCGACUCUGACCUGCGAAACCAGCGCAAAUCCUGCUGUUGACAGCUACACCUGGUUCAAAGUGGACGGGGAUCAGGUGUCAGCAGUUAGUCCAAAGAAGACGCUUUCAACUACAGUCUCAGAAGCUGACAGCCAAUUUUUCUGCCAAGUCAGCAACAGAGUGGGAACCCAGAACUCAUCCAUCGUUCAGAUAGACGUGCAGUUUGCCCCCAAGGAAACCACCGUGAUCGUCAACCCUACUGGUCCAAUACUGGAGGGCAGCUCUAUCACUCUGUCCUGCAGCAGCCGUGCAAACCCACCUGUGACCAACUACACCUGGCACAAAGAUGACGAGGAGGAUAAGGAGCAUGGAUCCACCUUAGUUAUGAAAGGUGUCGACACAAGCCACAACGGCAGCUACCACUGUGCAGCAAAAAAUGAGCUGGGAGAGGAAACUUCAGCUGAUAUACAUCUGGACGUUCAGUAUCCUCCUAAAAACACCUCAGUUUCCAUUGACCCCUCUGGUCCAGUGAUGGAUGGCAACCCUGUAACUCUGAACUGCACAAGCGUCGCCAAUCCAGCAGAUAUUAACUUCACCUGGUUCAGAGUGUCUGGCAGACAAAAAGAAAUGCUGAGCUCAGAGCAAGAGCUCAUCUUCAAUGUGACCAAACUUUCCCAGGAUCAUUAUUACUGCGAAGCUCGAAACGUCCACGGAGCUCAAAAGUCAGAGCAUAACAUCAUUGAAGUCACAUUUGCUGCAGAGAUCCUGCCCUCUUCCCGCUGUGUGAAGGUUUUUUCACAAAUCCGGUGUUCCUGUGACAGCCAAGGGAACCCCGUCCCCUCCCUGGUUUGGGAAUUGGCUGGGAUACCUAUCAGUCACUCAGCUGAAAUCCCAAUAAGGGAAGCUCCCCUGGGGAGCCAGGGGAAGACGAGCCUCAUCACCCUCUACAGUCAGAGUGAUGACUUCCCAUCUCUCAUCUGCCUCAGCUUCAACUCUCUGGGCUCUGAUAGGUUUGCCUUCAACGUGUCCUCCAGCGAACUGGAGCUAGGCCUCCAUACUUUUUCUCUUCUGAUCGGCUCUGCGGUGGGAGCAGCAGGAAUGCUCUUGGUUUGUGUCCCACUGCUGAUUUUCCUGGUCAGGAAAAAAAAGGACAGCUUUUUAUCAGACAGAGGAUUUGUGGAAACUUCAGGCUUAAUGGGUAAUAAUGAGACCAACUCUUUACAGGUGGAUGUGAUUUAUGUCAACAAUGCCAUCAUAGAAGAAGGAGGAAUAGUAAAGGAGAACCCUAUCCUCUACGCCAAUAUGGACCACAAUAAACUCAAAGCCAUCUCCCAGGAUCAACCAGGAGAAGGGGAGAUCAGAGGCCUGGCCUCCAAGACAACUGAGUAUGCGGUGAUUCGUCCACACUCUGAAGAAAACAGAGGAGGGGACGCAAAGGAGGAACAGACAGUUGCUGACGGUAAUGCGGGACAAGUGAAUGACACUGAAGGUCUCAUAGAGCAGUUUUCAGCUGGGCAGUUCAACCUUUUGGAGUCUGCAGCAAUUAAGGUAGCAACUACACUGCAGUCCUCCUGCUUUUCUUGUUCAGUCUAGGAGAAUGACAAGAGGAGACACAAGAUCAUUUCUGGAUUGGAUGCACAGCCAAGUUCAGAUCAACACAUGACUGACGGUUGUGAGGACACGAAGAAGAAGAUGUUUGUGACGGGAAUACAUUUAUAUGUAUCAUACAUAUUAUUUCUCUAGGCUUAAGAAGUGGUAUGAAUGUAACCAACAGCACAAUUUAGAUCAACUAUUAAUGAGACUUCAAGGGAAAUAGCUGUAACACAAUGCUCUGAUGUAAUAAAUUAAACAUGACACGUGAAAGGAGAGUGGUUAACAGGCUUCUGACCUUUUUAGGUUUCUUUUUCUUGGACACCAUAGCAUACACAUCAUCCACGUCUGCUUUUGCCUGCUUGUUCCUAAGAAAUAAAUACCAUACAAUUAAAUAUGCAAUCUAAUAAUACCUUACCUGGUGUUGAAUAAAAUAUCUAGAUUCCUACUUUUCCUUCUUUCCAAAGUGUAAAGAAGCGUAGUUCAGAGAGUCGUCCUCUGUGUGUUGAGCUUUCUGUUUGAUUGGCAUCUCUCCAGAAGGACCCUGAGCAGAUGCAGACAGAAGACAUCAGUGAAUGUACAGUAGCAACUGAAUCAGUUCAUUCAUGCCUUAAAUGGAAGCUGAGUGGUCGUCCAGUGAUUCAUUGCUCCACAAUACUGAACACUACAUGAUUAGUGUGGACAGAGCUAGAGCACAGUGAGCAAAGCAACAGCUUGAUGAACAACAUCCGUCUGUCUAAAGUAGAGCUAGACUAAUACUGGCUUUAGAAGACUGAUGCCAUUGCAGAUGUUUCCUUUGUAGUGAGCAGAACUUAAACCUUUUUUAAGUCAACCUGAAAUAAAGUCCCAAAAAGUUAUUUUCUCUCAUCUUUUGGGUACAAGCUACACUCUCAUUUGAAAUCAUUGUACCUUGUGCACUUAAGAUUGACCCUUUUGGGGCUUUUGGGGUUUAAAUAUUUUAUUUUAAGGUAUUCAGUGUUUUCAUUUGAAUAUUAACCUUUCAAACAAAUUUAAAUCCAACAUAUUUAUAGGUCCAGGAAAGCAUGGAUACACAGUAUGUGCUGACUAUAACAUAACCAAAAUAACUCCAGUAUUGAAAGAUCUAGCAACUAUUAUUGUCCCAUUUUGAGAAUGCGUUCUCAGCCACUAAUACAAAAAUAACAAUGACAGCAAAAAUGUUUUUUCAGUUGUACAGUUGCAGUAUUUUAUUCGGUUGUUUCCAGAAGAAGAAAACUUACAUCAUUAGAAAAAUUGACAAAAUGAAAUUUGGCUGUCCUUUCUGUGCCUAGCUGAGUUCAACUCCCACAACAUUGGUUCCCAUGUUUCUAACAAACCCUCCCUGCCUAGUCUAUGCCCAAAUCUUGAAUUACCAAUGCCCAACUUUUGGUUUAAAUUCUCAGUUUGAAGCCAAAGUUGAGCUUUAUUACGUCAUCUUUUUUUCUUAGACUUUGAAGAAACUUGAGAUUUGCAACUCUGAAAAUGUUCUUCUCACAUGUAAUUGUGUAAAACUGAUGGAUUGCCCUUGUAAUAAAAGCUAAUACGUUACUGUAUGACAUUAAA
Notolabrus celidotus (New Zealand spotty) is the source of this 4145-nucleotide messenger RNA. Its product is annotated as sialoadhesin-like. The record is from RefSeq and is a predicted model, not a curated record. Lineage: Eukaryota; Metazoa; Chordata; Actinopteri; Labriformes; Labridae. The transcript is spliced from 14 exons. Bases 246 to 2588 code for a protein of 780 amino acids.